UAGCGAGUGAGCGGUAUGUUUGUCUGCUGGACGGGUGUCGGAGCUCAUUGUUGAGUCGUCUGCUGUUGUUGGGACGCCGAUUGGAACACAGGCCAGGAUCACCGCAGUGAAUGCUGGAGAUAGUACAACACGUUGAAAUUAUUUGUUUUAUUUGUUUUAAUUGUGUGGAUUUUAGUUUAAAUUCUUGGCAGAAAAACUGUAGUUUUAGGAUUUCAAUGAAAGUACUUUUGUGAAGGUACUGCUGCACAUCUGUGAUUUCAGUCGAAGUACUUACUUUGUGAGAGUACUGUUGGAUUUCAGUAAAGUACUUUGUGGGUGUACAAUAGGAUUUCAAUUGAAGUACUUUGUAAAAUACUGUUGGAUUUCAGUUUAAGUACUUUGUGAAAGUACUGUUGGAUUUCAUUUGAAGUACUUUGUGAAAGUACUGUAUGAUUCAGUUGAAGUACUUUGUGAAAGUACUGUUGGAUUUCUUUUGAGUACUGUAGGACUUCAUUUGAAGUAGGCUACUUUGUGAAAGUACAGUAGGAUUUCAGUUGAAGUACUUUAUGAAAGUACUGUAGGAUUUGAGUUGAAGUACAUUGUGAAAGUACCGUAGUUCACCCAGGAUAUCAGCCCCAGCACUCACGCUGCGAGGGAGAUGACUGGCUCAGCGCUCACGUGACCGACGCCAUUGUUCUACUCGCUGUCACCUUGUCUCUCGCGUCAGACCGCGCUCAAUCGAUACGCCCUACCUGUUGCUACUCGCUACCUGUCGCCACCAGCACAGGCUACCUGUAGCCCAGAAAUGUAUGCAGUCUUCUCGGAGGGCGUACCGGAGUUUAUGUGCCUCCCCCCUCCCCACGGCGUCACUGCACUUAACCAGCCCCUCCACUCCAUCCCCACCUCGGUCACCGCCCCUGGGAUCAGCUUAGCCCCAGCACAAAUCCUCCACCCCCAGCCCGGCACGCCCCUGUGUCUCCCAUCCUACGGCCCAGGUGUCAGUACACCUUAUGUUUACACCUUUAAGAGAGGAAGCGAAGAACUCAUGUCGCACAGCCCAGUGGUAGCCAACGGCAACGGGCUCAGCCCACAGCAGUCGCCCAACGAACUCACAGACGCCAAAAAGGCCAAGCUGGACAGCACAGUGAACCCACCCUCCCGUGUGGUCCACAUACGAAGCCUGCCCGGCGAGGCGGGAGAGACGGACAUCGUUCAGCUGGGGAUGCCCUUUGGGAAGAUGACCAACGUCUUGGUGCUGAAACAGAAAAACCAGGCUUUCCUGGAGUUUCAAGAAGAAGCCAGUGCUGUAGCUAUGGUUUCAUAUUUUCAAGCUAAUCCUGCCCAAAUUCGCCUUAAACCUGUAUUUGUGCAAUUUUCCAACCAUAAAGAAUUGAAAACUGAUGCUUCCCAUGCUUUUCAGAAUGCUAAUGCCCAAGCAGCAUUGCAAGCUGCCCAUGUAGUUAUGGGGUCUGAUGAGCAGUCAACCAUCCUGAGAGUUAUUGUUGAUAAUGCAUUUUACCCAGUCUCACUAGAAAUAUUACACCAGCUAUUUAUAAAAUUUGGAAAGGUGUUGAAAAUUAUAACCUUCACAAAGAAUAACACAUUCCAAGCUUUGAUUCAAAUGUCAGAUGCCAUCUCAGCAGCUGCAGCAAAAACAUCACUAGAUGGUCAAAACAUCUAUAAUGGUUGUAACACAUUGAAAAUUGACUACUCUAAAUUAAGUAAUCUCAAUGUGAAAUACAACAACGACAAAAGUAGGGACUUCACCCGUCCUGACCUCCCCACAGGUGACCUUAGUCUUGACGCCAUGAGUCUCGGAGGUUCCUCUGGGGUUUUGAUGUCCCCCCUGCCUACUUACACAGGACUGGCUCCCCCUCAGCUCACCAGCAUCGGAGCCCUGCCUGCUCAGCAGACAGCAGUUGACUUUCAAGAAGUGAGAGAGGAACCGACUAUAAUCUGGACACAGGGUUUAGCACCCGGAUAUGGGAUACCAGGUCUCUCAUUUUAUUCAGGUGUGCCAGUUGGCACAAUGAGUGCCAUUAAUGCUAUGGGUGCUUUUGGACUUCCUCCUGGUGCAUUAGGUGCUGCCAGAAUAGGUCUCCCUCUACCAGCAUCAAUGGGGAGUUCAGUCAUUCUAGUCUCUAAUUUAGAUGAGGAGAUGGUUACACCAGACGCCCUCUUUACUCUUUUCGGUGUCUACGGUGAUGUACACAGGGUGAAAGUUCUUUUUAACAAGAAAGAUAAUGCACUGAUACAAAUGGCUGACCCCCAUCAGGCACAGCUCGCCAUCACUUACCUUGAUAAAGCAAGAGUCUGGGGAAAACAAAUUCGAGUAGCACAGUCCAAACAUCAAGUUGUACAAAUGCCCAAAGAAGGACAGUCGGAUGCUGGUCUAACUAAGGAUUUUGUAAAUUCUCCGUUACAUCGAUUCAAACGUCCUGGCUCUAAAAAUUGCCAGAACAUUUUCCCACCAUCACAAGUUCUGCACUUAUCCAACAUUCCAGUCCAUGUGACAGAGGAGAACCUGACUACAUGGUUCAGUGAUCAUGGAACUGUCAAAGCAUUUAAAUUUUUCCCAAAAGACAGAAAGAUGGCAUUAAUUCAAAUGAGUACAGUUGAAGAAGCUAUUCAUGCUUUGGUUGCUAUGCAUAACUACCAAAUGGGAGAAAGCUGUCAUCUACGAGUGUCUUUUUCCAAGUCUACAAUUUAGCUUUUUUUUAUGAUAGACCAGGGAUAUUACUUGUGCUUUAAAUACAAUUUCAUUUGCAAAAAAAUCCUCUACAGACAGCAUUACUUUGUGAAGAAUUACAUUACCUGAAUCACCAGAUUAAUGUUAUUUAUGCAUAGACAUUUCAAAUUGUAAUUAAGACUGAUAUAUAUUUUUUAAUUGACUUUAGAUAUCAGACAAUUAAUUUAUUUACUUAACACUUAAAAAAAAAACUUUACAUAAAGAGUGGUAUAUGAGUUGAUAGGCCUACACAUAUACAGCGUUUUAUGUUACUGAAUGCUUCAUAGCAACAUUAUGGCAAAUUAGUUUCCCCCAAGUUCAAAUUGUAAAGACAUUUUGUUUUACGGUUUAAAUAAUUCUGCUGUUACUUACAAUCAAAACAAAGUGGCUAUUGCUGUCAUGGUAUAAAAGUAUUCACUUGUGCUAAUCUGAUUUUGUCUGUGGCCAACUGACAAAAUAUGUGCCUUUUGUUACAUGCAAUUUUAAAGAUAUUUCAGUAGGUUUGACAAGUUAUUUCUGGAGGAAAAACAACUAAAUACUUUUAUGCUGCAGUCACUAGCCGGCAGUGGUAAUUAAAAUGUGUGAUCAGGAAUUUUUAAUUAAUAUAGCACAUUACAUAUGUGUAUGUAAACGUACAUGUAUAGUUUCCAAUUUUGGGUGGGGGUAGUAAAUACAUUGCUGGUAUAAAAAUAAGCAUUCCAUCUUUCGUGCCAGCCUUGCAGGUUAUCUCCCCUCUGUUAGCUAACUUUAAGCUACAAAGUUGCGACUAAAAUGAUCACUAGCAUUGACAGUACUACAGAAUAAGGCAGCUAUUGGAGAAAAAUAAUUUUUUAAUUUAUUUUAUGGCACAACCCACCAAAAUAAAACUUUAGAAUUCUUCAAAGAUCACCUUUUUAGCUUGUGAAGUAUGUUUUUACUGCUGUGAAGAUGCACUGAACUGAAAUACUGCAAGCCACCUCUAGGAUAGAAUCAUAGUAGAAACACCUUUUACAGUACAGUUUAGCUUAUAGGAAAUCUAGGCAUUAUUUGUUUUGUAGUCACAGUGUUACAUUCAGUUUAAAUGAGAUUGUGUAUCAACAAUAUUAAUCCCUCUUAUAUUAUAAAAAUAGUUUAAAAAACCACGUUUGCAAUGUAUCAAAGGUUGGUAUGUCCUUUUUUUUUGUAUGUACAUUAUCACAUAUGGCAUUUUAUUGGUUAUAUGAAGCUUUUUUUUUAAAUGUACUGGAACUGUGAAAUUAUUUUUAAAAAAUUCAGCGUAUUGUCAUGGUCUCACAAAUUAUUUACUUUGGGGUCAUCCAUAAAUGAAGUCACACUUUUUCCCCCAGUCAAUUUUUACCUCCGCCUCCCCACCUUCACUAAACUGCAGACCCUCCCUCACCUACUCUCCUAAAAUGACAUCAAACCUCAGCCUACAUUACCCCCCUCCCAAAACUGCAGUUGUAUUUUCAACCAACAAUUUUAAAAUAAAUAAAUUUAUUGAGCUUGGUCAACAUAGAGUAUACUGAUUGAUUUCUAAUACAAUUUACAAAAUCACUUUCUAAAAUGCACUUUAACGACUAAAAUUAAGUUUUAAACAUUAAUUUUUAAAAUGCAAGUGUGAUGUCAUACUUUCUGAACCUCUUCUCCCUCAUCAUCACAAAACUCCAGACACCCCGCCCCUUCCCACCCCCAUUGGAGUGUGAUGUCAUUUAUGGGUGGCCACAUUUUGAAACGUUUAAAUUUUAAUGCAUGACAACGGUUAAUCAGAUUUUCAAACCACAUUAGUGUUAAAAAGAAUAUCCUGGAAAACAUAUAACAAUGAAUCAUAAACAGAACAGACUUAGAUAUGGACCAUAAAGAUGACGAAUUGAUAAAGAAAUCUAAUAUAUAAACUUGUAGGAAGACAUUGUUAUUUUAUGAACGCACACAUGGCAUUAUAAUAACUUAAUGGAUUCAUCAUGCUUUUAUUGGAUGAAAGUAUCAUUUUAUUUUUCAUUUCUUUUGGAUGUGAGAUUCGAGGAAAAUAAUUAAUUUGCUAACUAGUCUGGCAAACCCAAAGAUAAGUUAGUUAAUUAGAUUGAUAAGUUAUUAAUGGAAAUUACACCCAUGAGUGGAUUUAUUUUUUACAAUAGCAUGUUAUUUUUAAAGUGCCUUUCUAUAUUUUCUGUGAGCGUGUGCCUUCCCCAGAAUUUCAUUACCUUUUAUAGGAAUUAAAAAGUGAUUAAUUAACUCAGUAUUCGCAUUUAAAAAAUCUAGUGGGUGAGCAAGCUGUAAUGAUUCUGUGUUAUUAGUUCCACCUUGAAGAAUAUUUACUGGCCAGAAGUUUAUUGCUUUACAGAAUAGAACAUUUUUAAAUCUCUGGAUAUGAAUAUGUAGUUAAUUUCCUCCAUGUAAUUUCACAUACUAAACAACACAAAAUAGUACACUUAGAAAAAGAGAGAUAGAAUAUAGAUAUAAAAACAAACACAUUCCUAAUAAUUUUUUUUUACAUAUUAACCUUAAUUUAGAGUUUUGGUAAUGUUAAACAGUCUAGUUUCUUUGUUUUGGGGAAUGACAAAUAUGUUGACAAUUGUAAAACAUUAUUGAAUGAAAUUAUCAUGAGUUAACUCAAAUGUUCAAUUUAUUACGCACUAAUUUAUGCAAAUCCAGAUGCAACAUUUAAAGCUUAAUCUGAAAUUAUUGUUAUUUCCAUUGAUGCAAGUGAUAACUCAGGCCAAGUUGCAAUGGUUAAUCAAACCAAAUACGAUUUAGGGUGUCAUUUCAUUUUCCCCUUUGGUUAAUUGAAACUUAUUUGUACGGGUUUCAUGAUGUUGGUUUGUUAUUUUUUUUGUGAGUCCACAACUUAAUUUUUUGCAAGUAUUUUAGUCUGUAAAAUGACGUGUGGAGGCAUGGCUUGUUAAUCGUUUACAUUUAUUUUAAUGACGAGCAUAAUUUUAAUUACUAUUUGUGAAGGGGCGAGCUUGUGUCUAGACAAACAAAUAUGUGAUAUACUAUUUGCCUUUUUUUCGCUUCAGUUCUAGAUUUAUCUAUUUCUAUUUUUAAAAUAAAUCUAAUGAUAUACUGCAUAAUUCAAAUGUCUGGCAUAUGAUUCCCUAAAUAUUUUCUUCUCAGUGUCUGUGUGGUUCAUGCAAAACAUUAACACAGGUCUCAUUAGGAGGAGUUUUUUCUUUCAGUAUGCAAUUCCAUCCUAAUGAAGAAAUCCAUUUAGAGUUUUGGUAAUUGCAUUUUAGAAGUUUUAACAAAAAUAUACUGUCAUAGCGCAAUGCUGAAUUUUGAUGUAUGGACUGCCACCAUUUAACAAAGCUAGGCCUAUAUACUCUACUCAUUAAGACUUCAAUUUUUUUUAAAACUAUCCUAAACACAUCCAGUUUUCUUUAAUAAUUAUAUGCUUAAAUAUUAUGUAGCUGUCUUCGUAUAGCUUUUUCUUUCACCAACCUAUUUAUACAACAUAUAUGCAUUUUAUCUUUGAGCUUUUAAAAUUGAGUAUUUUCUUAGUCUUAUAUUAUUGUCAUAAUGUAUGUACAUAGUUUUAACUUCUCUAUAUAUUUUCAAACCACAUUUUAACUUUUCUAUACAAUUCUUUAAUUCAUAUUUUAUUGUAGUUUUAGAUGUUUUAUUUGAAAUAUUUUUCAUGUUAAAUGUGCAAGAUGUGCUAGAAAUAGUCUUAAAAUCUAUAAUUAAAAAAAAUAAUUUCAAAACCACAAAGUUAGCUUUUACAUAUUUUUUAUAUGUAACGAUAAAUGUGUAUACAUUUUAUGUCCAGCUUUGAUAAUUCUAGUGAUCAUGUUUUUAUAUCAAUAUCACAAUUUAAUUUUCAAUGCAUAACAGGGUUUUUUUUUGUUUUUUUCUUUUAAAUUUACAUUUGUUGAGAGAAAUUAAAGUAGAAAUAAUUUCACUGUUUUGAAUUUGACAGUGUAGUGUAUACAGUUAUAAUUUUUCAAAUUAUUUAGUAAAAAGGUUAAGUGAUUGAUAGAAAGAGGUGGUUUUCAACAUAUAAGAAUGAAUGUGACAUUUUUGUUUUAAAAUUAUAUUGGAGGGUGUUUGUAAAACACAGCAUAAUAAUAAUAUAUACCCAAAUGGAAUCAUGACAAGUUUUGCGAUUUUUUUUUGGAAAAUAUUAGUUACAAUUUACUUUCGGUUUUUUUUUUAAGUUUAAUAAUUAAAAGUCAAUAGGUUAACUUUUAUAUACCUAAUUAGGAAGUAUAUACAUCUAUUGUAAGGUGCAGUUUUUUCACUUUGUCAAUGAUUUUUAUUACUUUCAUGUUGGAUUGCCAGUAACACUCAAGUGCAAUUCGGGUUAAUUUGUUUUCUAGUUGAUCACAAGUGUGAAGAAGUGAGACAGUUUUUAUAAAACGCUGGUCAUUCUUCCAGAACAAUUUUCUUAUACAUAAAAAAAUCCGAUAUUGAAAUUAGUAUUUAAAUUAUGUUAACGAGAAAUAUUUGCACUUUUUUAAAUUUCUGGAAUUUCUUUUUAAUAUAAAAUUUAAAAAUUACCAUGUAAAAAUUAUUAAUGAUUAUUCAUUCAAAAAAUCUCAAAACAUUUAAAUUAAAAAUUUGCACUUUAAUUUUUUAUAUUUACAAUGUUACUUUACAUAAAGAAUUAUAAUAGUUACAAUAGUAAAAUUAGUAUCAAUUAUUAAUUUAAAAUACAAUUUCUAAUCCUUGGAAUGAAAAGUUUAUGGAUGAAAGUGGAAUCAGUGAUGUGUGCCUAUAGCUCUCACAUUUGUUAAUACAUUUCCACCUUGAUCUCAUUUUAAUGACAAAAUUUAAUGUUUAUUAUGUUCAUUUUAUUCUAUUUGUUGGCCAUUUUUUUUUUUAAAAAGAAAAAGCAUUUAAAAAUAGCUGACAAUAUAUUUACCUUUAUCUCACAACAAAUGAGUUAUGUUUGAAGACAAAUUAGAUGUUUUAAUUUUUUUUUACUUGACAGUAGUGUUCAAUUUUUGACUAACCAGAAGAUAGCUGUGUGCUAUAUGUACAAUUGUGGAUUAUAUGUAUAUGUGCCUAAUGUGAAAAGUGCUGCUUUAUUGCAGCAUUUAAGAGAUUUUUAAGAAAUCAGAAACACUUAUAUAAAUUAUAAACAGGUUUUGAAUGCUAUAGAUUAUAUAAAUAUAUUAUAUAUAUUACUUGAUGCAGAGGUUUUAUUAAUGUGCCCUAUGUAUUUUAUAUAAAAUAAAAAUUAUUUCAUUUAGAAUGUUGAGGAGAAUGAAGACUGUUGAAUCUACAAGAGGUGGAUACAAACUGAAAGUGGUCUCAAGUAGUCUUCACAUUUCUCAACAGCAUUAUGCUCUUCUCACUGUUACUCUUUUAAUUAAAAGUUAAAUAUAUUUAUAUAUACAUAUAUUUUUUUACAUUUAUAACACCUCAAAAUUAUAAUACUUAUUGUGUGUUUGAACCUUGAAGUAUUGGUUAAGAAUUAUUACUAAAUAUUUCUUUGAUUUUAAAUUGCAGUUAAAUAUUUACCAUUUUAAAUUGCUGCAAGUCUUAAAAGUGAAAGAUGUUUAUUUAUGUAUGUUCUUGCUAUUGCAGAAUAAAUGACAAAAACUAGAAAACUAACUUUAGUUUUUUUAAUGCCAAGGAUUGAAGAACACCGAAGGUUUGGCUUAAAGGCUAAAUUAGUACAUACAAAUUCUUGUUCAAAUUUUUAUUGCAUAUUUUCCCCUUACUGUGUUGUAUAUUCUAAUUUCAUUUUUAUCCACUAUUUUUUUCUCUACAUUCUAUUCUAAUUUCUUUUAAAAUUCUAACUGAAUUAAUAUUAUAAUCUGAAAUAACUGUAUUCAAUCUUAUUAACCAUUUUAUACCUAUAUUUAUUCUUUAGAAAUUUGUUUGUAGAAGAAAUUUCCCUCAUCUGUUAUAAUUUUCAAAGGAAUAAUUUUCCUGUAACUCUGUUUCUAAUUGGUCAUGUGACCAGUCUGGAUUCAGAUGUCUUUAUAUUUAACUAAAUCCAAUCCCCCUUUUUUAGAUGAAUCUGAAUUUUUCUAUGCUGUUUAUGAUUUUUUUAAUUCAUGACUUGUAUAGCCACUAACACUAGCUAUCCACCACUUUAGCUUUGUAUUCUUUAUCGCUUGAAAACUUUGAUUGAUAGGGAUGAAAUAAAAACCCUUUUCAGCAUU
Physella acuta is the source of this 8796-nucleotide messenger RNA. Its product is annotated as polypyrimidine tract-binding protein 2. Gene Ontology annotation, biological process: mRNA processing. The record is from RefSeq and is a predicted model, not a curated record. Gene Ontology annotation, molecular function: RNA binding. Gene Ontology annotation, cellular component: nucleus. Lineage: Eukaryota; Metazoa; Mollusca; Gastropoda; Physidae.